AUGGAUGUCUUACCGCUCACUUCAGAUGCCGCUUCGGCUGCGGUAGGGGCAACACCAACCAGUCUAAUUGCAAUUACCACACUAAAUCAUCUUCAUUCAACUGAAGGCCCACCAACUACUCAACCAUCAGAAUCAACCGGCGCGUUAUCUAAAGAAACUGGUCAUACUGUUACGCACAGCCCAGUUUCAUCCAUUUCUAUUAAAAAUGGUAAGGCUUUUGUUGGUCGGACGGAUAAGAAGACCACUGUGUCUUCCGAGAAAGAGAUCAAUUCAAAUGACCCAAUUAAUGGUACUUCUUUUACAAAUAUUAAAUCAUUAGACUCAACAACUUCAUCAAGCAGCUUCAAUACUGCACCUACACUUUCGCCCAAAUUGGUUGAUGCUUUCGAAUCAAAAACAACCGAAUCUGUGGCUCGCCAAGAAAAUUCGGUGACUCAAUCCAAAUAUGCAAGCAGCAAAGAUAAUUCGACUGAAUUUGUGGGUUCCCCAAGUAGUCACCUCCUCUCGACUCCAUUCGCAUUCGAAGCAGAUGAUUUUACGGAUGUAGGAACAAGAAGAGCAACGACAGCAUGGGGCACCUCCACCGUAUAUUCUGAAGCAUCAUUAAGUCAAUCUCAAACGGAAUCAAAUUUCCAGGAAGGCGUCCAGCUAGGUCAGUCUUCUAAAAUAUUUACGGCAAAAGUGACAACUCAUACUGAGACCACAAUGGAGACGUCAGAUAGCGCUGACCAGUUGAGUUCAGUUCAUUCUAGUACGCAUGAAGCCACGGCGUCAAUACCAUCGAGUUUGACUUACAGAUCGGAGCCACUAGAGAAAGAAUACACUACAACUUUUAUGGAAUUGGAUUUGCCUGAAAUGACUAGCUCUAAAACAGAUUUAAUUCAAAGCGCAGAUACCUCGAUGAACGAUCAGGAAUCAGGCGAAUUAAGCUCCACCCAAAAGCCAACAAAUUUGCAACCGACUUCAGGAACUGCAACUGGUUUUCAAGACGACAGCGCAUUAAAAACUACAAAUGAAUUGACAACACACGGUCCUCUAACUGACCACAAAACUAAAAACAUGUACGAUAGUGAAAUUUUACAGCCCAAUGUCAAGACUACUUCUGUGUUCCCUUCCACUGCGCCUACUACUUUAUCCCCACCAGGUGGAUCAACCACAACAGUUCGCACAACCACAAAUGAAUCCGGAUCGACUUUUACAGACUCAGAACUAAUUAUACAUACGAAUUUAGCAGAAUCAACAUCUUUAAUAAUGAGAGGAGUACCAAAAGAUUCCAAAUUGGCAGUCUUGGAUGCUGACACAUUAGCAUCAACCUCCAGUGGUUAUACUACGCAGAAAACCGAAAAAACGCCAACUUUUCAUUCUUUAUCAUCACCAGCAUCCGAACAAGUGCGAAAGUCUGAAGUUGGAUUUCAUCCGUUCUCAAAUCCCUCAACUGAUGAAAUUUCUGAAAAAAAGCUUGAAUUUAUAUCAACAUAUACCCUUAUUACUUUCGCUACAACACUGUACGAGAAGAUCAAGUCGGUACAAAGUGCUCCUUCGGCAUCACCGUCACCAUCGGUCAAGGUCGAGACAGAUAAAAGCACCUGUAAAUUACUUCAAAAUUCCCCGGUCACCGCUAUUUCAGGAGAUUUUAGCAAAGAUUUGUCGACCAUAGCAAAAGUUUCCACAACUGAAUUAACUGGUCUUGAUUAUAGUGGAACGACAGAAAUACCAGAAGUUGAAAGAGAUCAAGCAAUAGCGUCAUCUGCACUUGACACCGAAGUCUUAAAAGAAACUGAUCUUCCAGUAUUGUCUGACUCGAAUCAGGAGUCAGCAACAUUACACACAACCUCUCCUACAGUUUAUGAUACAUCUACGCAGCCAGCAGCUGCAGAAAGCACAAAAACUAAAAGGUCCACAGAUCCACGCCAACCACCAAUAAAUCAGAACCCCCAAGCUCCUAAAGGCACAGAUCCAGAAGGAAUGACAGUGGCUACUGCCAUCUCUAUGGGUUUAAUUCUCAUAUUUCUCCUGAUAUUAUUUUGCAUUCUCGCAGUAUCCCUGAUUGCCGGCUGGGUACACUGUCGAGGACGGGAGAGUCGACGGCCAAAAGUGAGCCUGAUUCGGGUGGAGCGGGGCUUGGCAACAGAGUUUGCAGACAGUUGGAACAAAGGAAGGCCAGCUCAAGCCUGGAUGACUACACGAUCGGGAACCACAAUGACCUCGCAUGCUUCAGGUGCCCAGUUGUCUCGGUCGAUUUCAUAUUCUCCACCAUCAUCAUCACCACCACAUCCACCAUCGCCACCGCCACCAAGUUUCCAGUGUGGAUGCAAGCGACGAGGCCUUUUCGGAAGUGCGAACCGCCUCUGUAUGGCCCAUGGUGACCCCUCGGCGAGACCCAAUACGAGUGCAGUGCGUGCCGUUAAAAUAAUCUCCCUCACCGACGAGUCUGAUGUCGGGGAGGUAGGCACCGUGCUCUUGACGGAUCUCAACCGACGUCGCGCCAGUGGUGCUUCCGACGCUCCAGAUGCGGAAAACUUAGAUUCCAAUGGCAAAUCGGGGAAUAGGCGCCCCAGUGAGUGGCUGUUCAUCGACGAGGCCUAA
Echinococcus granulosus is the source of this 2586-nucleotide messenger RNA. RefSeq lists its product as hypothetical. NCBI's taxonomy places the organism in Eukaryota, Metazoa, Platyhelminthes, Cestoda, Cyclophyllidea, Taeniidae. The transcript has a single exon. The coding region runs from base 1 to 2586 and encodes 861 amino acids. The record is from RefSeq and is a predicted model, not a curated record.